Molecule: messenger RNA, 2047 nt
Organism: Loa loa (African eye worm)
Lineage: Eukaryota; Metazoa; Nematoda; Chromadorea; Rhabditida; Onchocercidae
Exons: 15
Coding region: 26-2047 (673 amino acids)
Biological process (GO): transcription by RNA polymerase II
Cellular component (GO): nucleus
Source: RefSeq, a predicted model, not a curated record
UUUUAGUGGAAGUAGUCAACUGAAGAUGGAAACGAUGAGACUGGAACGACCGGAUGCGAAUGAUACUGAGGAAGAUUUGCUCCGGAUGCAGAAGGAGAUGAUCAAGAAAAGAUGCAAGAAACAAACCCCCGUUAAGAAAAAUUCCUUCGCUGAAAAAAGUCAACAAAUUGAUAAACUCGCUGGUCGUUUCUGUCUUGAUCUUGACUCUUUAGUUGAAGAGAAAGCAAAUAUCAUGGAACUUACUGUGCAGGAGCGAAAUGUAGACUUUUUGGAUAAUAUUGAUCAGUUAGACGAUUGUUCAAAUCCAAUAAAAGGUGGAGAGUAUGCGAAAGAAGAAGGAUUUCCUGAUGUCUUAGACUUGUCCAGGUAUUAUAAUGGCCUUGGUAAUUCUGUAAAAAAUUUGUCAGCAAAUGGAAAAAGCUUUUUUGCAAUAGAGUUCGAUAGGAUCCAUGGUAGAAUCGAUGAUUGCGAUAGAGCUGAAGCUUCAACUUCAGUUACUACAAAAUCGAUUGACGAUAUCAACGAUAUAAGAGAAAUUGAGCUCGAGAACUUGCGAAGGAUAGAGAAAAUGAGCAAACAAGAGAUUGAGAAGGCGAAACAAGAAAUUGUGGAACGUUUUGAUCCAAAAUUGCUGGAUUUCUUACGAAACAGAGCAAAAAAAGAACAGCAGCGAAAAGCGAAAGAAAUUGAACCAAUACCUCAGCAGACAAGGAAAUCAUCUGACACAACAGUUAGUGUAACAUCAGAUGUCUGUCUUAGUACGAAUCAGGAAGUCACCAAUAAGAUCAAAGAGCUAGAAAUAUUUGAUUUGGAACAAAGCCCAACAUUUCACAAGGAUUCAGUGAGUAAAUUGGAUGACCCAUACGUACGAUUAGCAGCGGAUGCAGCCCAAAUAGAUAUGGCAACGAAAUGCCUGCGUACAAUAUUGCCACGACAGCAACAAAAUAUAAUCAAGCUGUUUGAUAAUUUACGAAUGCCACCAAAAGAUUAUGCUGGUGAUGAUGAUUUGUUGGAGAAAGCUCGGGCUAACUUGAAUGCAAUCAAAGGUCUAUACUUGGAACAGAGGAAAGAUGAGCAUGGCAAUUUAUCAGUUCACUUCGCUAAUGGUAUAGAUCCGUUUGGAAAAGCAGCGUGGAUGUUGUCCCCUAUUCGUAAAGUUCUGGAUGUUAUGCAAAAGGACGGGAAAUCAACUGCGCAAGAUCUUGUGGUAGUGCGACUGUCACUGUUUUGGACUUUAUUAGUUAUGGUGGAAAGACCUACUCUGUAUUAUGCUUUUGUCACGCCUGGUGAAGUUUUUGUUCGUUUAGCGGAAAUUUUUGUAAUGGGUCCUGAAAUUUUCAAAGAUGAAUGUGUUUCACGGUGUCUGAGUCGAUUUUUGCAUAAUUAUUUGGAACCGAAAGCUCGUAAAGGACUUUUGUGCUUGGUAUUAAAAGAGCCUAUUGCUGGAUUGGAUGCAUUUGGACCAUUCUACGAAGAUCUUCUUCAUCAUUUUGAAGAGUUUUCUGUGGGCGAUGAAAAUUUCACAUUAUUUAUCUUACUUGGCGCUUAUGCCAAUGAGCGGCCUUUAGAUAGUUUAUUGAUGAAGUGCGCUGUUUGGGCACCGGAUAGAAAUGUUGUUCGACAGAUGAUCUUAAAAAAAGAUUCUGGUGACUUUUUACUGAAUUUGGUGACUGCUCGUCAAAAGGAUGAGGGUGAAGUUACUGAGAGGAAAUAUUUUUCUCAGUUAGAAAAGUUGCUUCUUAUUUAUGCUGCAGCAAUUCGGGACAGUAUUAUUAUGAGCAGUCGUAACCAACUUGUAUACGAGAUCGCAUCGUCUGAGUUGGGAUACUUCAUUAAGCGGCAUGCGACAAGAAACGUCCAUGAGAAGAUUGACAUGGAAGUAAUGAAGCAGUACAAUACUUUGGCUGUUACACUUCAGCAGUCUUUAGCCGGUUGUUCAGAUUUUCCAGUUGAAAUGAAUCAUAUCCUUUACUUAUUUGUAAUUCUGUCUCAGUACUUUUACUCAUUUUAUUCGUCUUGUGGUUCUCAACAUUUGCGGAAGAUUUGA